Truncatella angustata is the source of this 3444-nucleotide messenger RNA. RefSeq names its product DEAD/DEAH box helicase. The record is from RefSeq and is a predicted model, not a curated record. The coding region runs from base 1 to 3444 and encodes 1147 amino acids. NCBI's taxonomy places the organism in Eukaryota, Fungi, Ascomycota, Sordariomycetes, Amphisphaeriales, Sporocadaceae. Gene Ontology annotation, molecular function: nucleic acid binding; ATP binding. The transcript has a single exon.
AUGUCGACGCUGAAGGCCGCUACAGUCUCAAACAGAGUCAUUCGCAAGCGAAAACGCCCUCCGGAUGAGGAUGAAGUUCCGGAGGCUGACAGCAUUUGGCCCAUUGAGAGUGCAUCUGCUGCAUCCAGCGUUUCUGAAGCCUCCGACAAGACAAAAAACCAGCAGCAGAAGAAAGGCGGGGCCGCAACCGCUCUAGUUGAUUGUCUUAUAGAGUGGCCUUUAUGGUUCAAGGAACUGGACAGAACUCAUCGUGCAUUAAAUCUUGUGUUCACAUUUUGCUCUACUCGCAAACAUUUGGCCACAACAUUCGAGACUAUUCGCACCACUGUUGAGUCACACAUCAAGAGGAAGUUGUUGAUUGAGGAUGUGGCAGCUAUUGUGGCAUUGCGGCCAGAAGGCAUCAACUUCUCAUACGUCGAUGAGGUCAUGCUUCAAAUUGACAUAAAAGGAGCGGAAAGAGAUGUGACCUUCAAAUCCGGUAGAUCAAAGGACAUGUGGGCACAGGGCCCAGCCCCUGAUGCAUCUGUGGGAGGACUCACGGGAAUGGAUGAAUUCCCUAUCCGCCAUCCGAAUGAGUUUCCUCCCAGUGGGAAUGAAGUUCUCUUUUUUGAAUUCAUUGAUGGCGACUUAAAGCGGCAAGUCCAAAACAAGAAGACUGGAGAACCAACGAAACCUAACAGGCGACUCCGCGAUGAAGAUCUCAAGAUGCCAGUUUUCAGCCAAAAACAGAUGACGUCACUGAUCGAAAAGCGCAAUCAAAAGUUCACAAAUGCGGUCAAUACAUUCUUGAAUAAGUGCACUGAAGACAAGGUCGACCCUGAACUGGUACUUAAGCAAGAAGCGGAGUCUUUUAUUCCAACUCCUAGUCAUUCUAUGGAUGCCACGCCUAAACCAGAGCUAAGCACACUACCUGAGACCAUACCGACGGAAAGGAAAAGCAUUCCGGACAUUGUUGAGCAAAUAAAGGAGAGCUCCUGGUACACGGGACAGAUUGUACCUGAUGGUCAUCGAGUGUUUGAACCACAAGAGCCGGUCUACGGAGAUCUGGAUUUCGUCUUGAGCCAAGAGAUGGUCAACGCCUUAUAUAAUGCAAAGGGGAUCACAGAAUUUUACGCCCAUCAAGCGGAAGCCAUUAAUCGACUUCAGGCAGGUAACCACGUUGUUGUGUCAACAUCCACAAGCUCAGGAAAGUCGUUAAUCUACCAGUUACCAGUGUUACAUGCCUUGGAGCAUGACUAUCUGACAAGAGCAAUGUACAUCUUUCCAACUAAAGCCUUGGCCCAAGAUCAGAAAAGGAGCUUAAAGGAUAUGCUAUCAUAUAUGCCGGGAAUAGAGAAUGUUUUGGUGGAAACUUUCGAUGGAGACACACCAAUGAGUGACAGGAAUUUGAUCCGGGAUGAAGCUCGCAUCAUUUUCACCAAUCCUGAUAUGCUGCAUAUCACAAUACUUCCUCAGGAAGACAAGUGGCGCACCUUUCUCAAGAAUUUAAAGUAUGUUGUAGUCGAUGAACUGCACUAUUAUAAUGGCCUUAUGGGGUCUCAUAUGGCUUUCAUCAUGAGACGGCUCAGGCGCAUUUGUGCAGCUGUAGGGAACCGGAGGGUACGAUUUAUCUCCUGUUCGGCGACCGUUGCGAAUCCGAAAGAGCAUUUUGAGACAAUAUUCGGCAUCGAAACUGUGUAUCUUGUCGAUUUUGAUGGAUCGCCAUCAGGAAGGAAGGAAUUCCUUUGCUGGAACACACCAUACAAGGACCCUGGCGACCCUUCGAGUGGCCGCGGUGAUGCAUUGGCUGAAUGCGCACGACUUUUCUGCCAACUCAUAUUGCGAGGAGUGCGCGUUAUUGCUUUUUGUCGCGUGAGGAAGCAAUGUGAAGCACUCGUAUCAGCUACUAAAUCGGAACUGGAGUCGCUAGGUCGACCCGAAUGCAUGGCUCGAGUUAUGGGCUAUCGCGGUGGAUAUACCGCCCAAGACCGUCGCCGCAUCGAAAGCGAGAUGUUCGAAGGUAAACUCUUGGGCAUCAUUGCGACUACAGCACUUGAGUUGGGUGUUGAUAUUGGUACACUUGAUUGUGUCAUCAGCGCAGGCUUCCCGUAUUCAAUUGCGAAUUUGCGACAGCAAAGUGGCAGAGCGGGCAGACGUAACAAGGACUCAUUGUCCAUCCUUGUUGGGGAUUGUUUUGCAACUGAUCAACACUAUAUGGAAAAUCCAAAUGAGCUGUUCACGAAGCCAAAUUGCGAGCUCCAGGUGGAUUUGGAGAAUAUGCUCGUACUAGAAGGCCAUAUCCAAUGCGCCGCUUAUGAAAUGCCUAUCCGGCCAGCCGAGGAUGCGAGGUACUUUUCAAAAGACUUGUCAAAGAUUGCCGAAGAACGCCUAAUUAGGGAUGAAAACGGGUAUUACCAUUGUCAUGACAGGUUCCGCCCAGUUCCAUCAAGAUUCGUCGCAAUACGCGAUACGGAAGAAGACCACUUUGCAAUUGUCGACAUCUCCCAUGGCAGGAAUGUUGUCCUUGAGGAGCUUGAAGCUUCUCGAGCAUUUUACACAAUAUACGACGGAGCGAUAUUCUUACACCAAGGUAACUCCUAUCUAGUCCGCGACUUCCAGCCCCAGAAAAUGAUCGCCAAAGUUGAAAAGGUCAAGGUGGAAUGGACCACUCAGCAGCGGGAUUUUAUGGAUAUCGAUCCCGUUGAGACUGAGGCCAUCCGUAAAAUCCCAGGCUCCUUAUCGCGGGCUUUCCAUGGAGCAAUCCGACUUCAGCAGAACGUAUUCGGUUACUUCAAGAUUGACAAGAAGCGGCGGAUCCUAGAUGCGGUCCAAGUCGACAACCCUCCAAUUAUCCGACACAGCAAGGGCAUGUGGCUCGAUGUACCGAAAAGGGCUCUAGAGAUCCUUGUCGAUCGCCAACUAAAUGUUGCUGGCGCUAUACAUGCAGCAGAACACGCAGUGAUGAGUUUAAUGCCCAACUUUGUCAUCAGUAUGCCAGGUGAUGUUCGUACUGAAUGCAAGGUUGGCAUGAAGGAGUUUGCACAGAAAGAGACGCAACGCAAGCGACCAGCACGACUUACCUUUUAUGACGCCAAAGGAGGAGCUGGAGGCUCAGGUAUCAGUACGAAAGCUUUCGAGUUCAUUGACUUGCUCUUAGUUCAGGCACUGAAACGAGUUGAGUAUUGUCACUGCGAGAAAGGCUGCCCUGAAUGCGUUUGCUCGGAACUUUGCAAGCAUGGCAACGAGGUCAUGAGCAAAGCUGGAAGCUCGGUUAUCAUCAAGGCAUUACUCAACAUGGAUAUCGAUGUGGACGCGCUGCCAAUGGGCCCUGAAGAAGUAAGUCCGGCUGGUAUCGAAACUGUGGUGCUUGCAAAACCUGUGCCUUCUAGGGGACGAAUUCUUGUGGACGAUAUUGAAGUAAAAGUCGAGGGCGAUGAUACAUCAGAGACAGCUUUGAGCACCUGA